UGCGUCAUUUUGUUUUCAGUUUCAGCGAGUUUUGUGUCGUGCGAUAUUUUUUUUUAAGAAUUUUUAGAAUAAAGGUGAUCCGAUGUAAUGUUGGUGAAACAUUUAGUACCCAAGGGCCAUACAGCCCAAGCCCGGUCCAUUCCAGAAUGCUUCGAGCCAGCCAAAAUGACCGAUUUCCAGUUAUUAAUGAGAACAGUAAACGAAAACUUUCCCCACCUAAAAAAGGAAAUUAUUGAAGCCUUAAAUAAGAAACCACGAGGUGACGACACUCAUCACGAAGACAUUGACGAGGAAACCUAUGAUAAAAUGAUAGGGGAAAACUUUACCCCAGAAUGCCAAGCGACCAAAAGAUUAAUGAGCAUAAUCUACAACCACUAUCCGCAUAUUGCCCUGACAGUUGUCCAGUCUUUAAAGAAUAAAGCGAGAGAUCAGCUUCACCUCGAAUGCGCUCCUACUGCCGUCGAUUUGUCGAUUCCCGAAACGAAAUCACAGGACAACCAAGUAUCCACAAACUAUCAGAGGUCAAGUGUGAGCCAGGCAGGUGUAGUUUCUGAGAGGAACUCAAAAGAAGUUCACCUUAAAAGUGAAAAAGUUGACUGUACAGUUGAAGAGAACAAACUUGAUGAAAAUGCACCAAGCUCAAGUGAAUCAGAUUCACCAAACGUCCCCACCAAUUGGGACGACAAAGAACCUGCAAAAAAAUCAACAUUUGAUGACAAUAAUACUAAAACCCCAACAGGUUUCAAGAAAAAUCUCAAAAAAGAUACUACAUCAGCCCCCCAACAGGCACCAACCGACUCAACCCAACUGGAAAUGUUCAAAGAAACCAGACGCACUGUUGAACCAGACCUGAAAAAAGUUAAAACUGAACCUAUCGAGAACGACCCUACAACCCAAUCAAAACAGGGCCAACAAAGGGUCAUUCACUGUGAAAAUUACAAUAAAAUCCACAUAAGCGAGUCCAAUGGAAGCACCUUUGUCAAUGGGUACAACCCGGGAGGAGAAGCAAACGUACUCAAGAACCGAAUCGAGAUUUCUAAGAAAGAUUAUUCGGACUCGGCGAGCGAUCGUAGUUUGCAGGCGAGAAAUAACAUGCCCCAGGUGCCAGUGGAGAAUGUACUAAAAACGCGUAAAAGAAAGAGCAGAAACCAACCAAGUUCCACUGUAGAGCAGCCGAACGACUUCGAAAGACUUUUGAAGUAUUUCAAAUACUUCAUGGAUCAACAGUUACCGAGCGGUGGCGACAGCAACGAUGAUAGUAGCAGAGGGUCUACAACUGAUGACAAAACCGAGCACGAUAGAGCAACAAAUUCUUCUUCUGAUGAAGAGUCACAUAGUAAAGAAGAGGCUUUAGAAGAAGAGGGACUAGAAACAAAACUUAACUCCUCACUGAAAAGAAAAAACACGACGCGGGAGAAACAGAUGGUAAGUUCAGAAGCUGACUCCACAUCUUCUUCUUCAAAUGACCAAGAUAGUGGCCAAGCAGAAGAAGAAUGUUCCUUACAGGAAAACGAUUUCAGUACCUUAUCUGAACCGAAACCAAUAAAUCACAAUAAGGAAGAGGCUUGUUUCAACAGAGAUUCAAAUAAUGACUUACAAGUGCAACAGCCUUUAAAUCAAUUACACCAAGGCACACAAUCACUAGAAACUAGCAUUAGCAUCAACAGGCUCAAAGAAAUUCAACAGGAGCUUCAGAGUUAUCUUCGAAUACAGCAGCCAGUUAUGAGAGAAAAUCAGCAAACUUCUGGGAUAUCUGAAAAUAACCAACCUACAGUACUACAGUCUACUCAGCAGCAAAACCACGACCCACCACAAGUAACUCACAAAGCACAUCAAGUGGCAAUUAUUCAGCAAAUACCCACAUCACAGAGCAAUCAAUCUGUUGGCACUCAUGAUGGCCCAAUGAGUAUGCAGUUUUCCUUUCCAACAGAGCAGCAACAACAAGACUUCAUCAGAAAAUGCAUGGAAAUAACGCAACAACUGAAUGAAGGAAUGGUACCAAAUGCUACCAAUUCAGAAGGAAAUAACGCACUAUCACAUGGACUAGUUUCAAGACAACCUGCAGAAACAAUACAUCAUCGUCAAGACAUACAGAAUCAUCAAAGUCUGACAAGAUCAUCGGCCUCUUCUGUGGCUCCUACUGAGCACUACCAACAUAUGGAGCUUAUAAGAUGUAUUGAUCAAAAGAAAUUACAACCGCUCCCCUCUAAACCAACUGGUUCUACCAAUCAAGUGGAAGUUCCAAGAAUAAUGCAGCAUCAGAACAGACCAGAACCAGCUGGAUUUCCACAACAAUAUAUGAACAAUGAAAAUUCUGUUUCCCAUCAAUCAUAUCUUCCACCUUCAGGAGGUAAUUGUGGCUCUUGUUCUGUGUGCUGUCAGCAACCAAAUAUAACUGGGCGUCAAACAGUGAUUCAUUUCAAUAAGAAUCAACCUGCGAUGAAUAAAAGCAAUCAAAAUAUGUUUUUAUCUAGACCACCAACGAGCUCCACGUUAUUUCCAACGUUCGCUCCCGCUGGACAACAGCAGAUGGAAAUCCCUAGAAAACCUAGCAGGGAAAUUGGAAAUCCUUCCUCUCAUCUACCACCAUGUGUUAUAUGCAACAGUUCAUCAUUAGGUCGACAGCAGUAUCCAGAGAUUCAUCUAAACACACCAGCGUAUCCAUCUUUUCCGCCAGAUCACAGAUUUAUGCAAAACCCGGAUUUAUUCAGGAAUCACAUGAAUACUGCACAAUUCAAUCACCAUCAGAACAUUCCCAAUACGUUCAUACAAGAUUCUUAUCAAAUGUCCGCACCAAUGCAGCAUCUUGCCAGGCAACCUCAAGUAAAUUGCGGCCCUAUUAGGCCACGUGGACCAGUCCACAGGAAGCCACCACCAUCCUAUCCAAAUAUCUUCAUAAAUCAAAUGAGAGCACCAUAUGGAGGCCAUCAAGCAAUGAACAGCCAAAGAAAUGCACAAAGUAUCGGGAUGCCACUAAAUGGGUUUUCCGAAGACAGAAAUGUGACAGCAAGGAGGCAAACUUAUUCAGGCAUUAUCCCUAGGAAUCUUGAAGGACAAUCGUUCAACUGUUACAUGGGAAAUAUGGGGUUUCCAGGUCAAAUUCAAUCUGGAAACGUUGGCAAUCAGAGGUCCAAAGCCCCUAAAAGAAUCAGAGGUGACAGGGGAAAUUCAUUGAAUGUACCACCCAAAGGGAUCGAAACUGGGGUAAGAGGAUUAGAAGAAGUUGUACAGCCACCAGUUAAUAUGGAGAAUAUCCAAGUUGCCCAAGCUGCAGGAAAUUUAAUGGUAAAAAAUUUUCAGACCAACGGAGAGAUGGAAAACCAAAGAGGAGAAACUUCAGUGUCAGAAGUGUUUGUUAGUACUGCACCCAAAGACUCUAUAAUCAGUACCAACGUAGAAAGUGUUCUUCCUGAACCUACUGGACAAAUUCAAGCAACUUCUACCAACGAAAAUGGCAACUUAAUAGUAGAAGAGAAUUCCAUAAAGUCAUGCGCAGUACGACCUAAAAAACAAUCAGUAUCACCUCAAAAACUGGCUCCUAAAAGAGUUUAUAAUAUUCCUUUUGAAUCCGAAAAAGCAGUUGACGUAAUUUCCGAUAUUUUGAAGAAAAAAGAGCCGGAAAUCUUCACUAAGGCAGACCCAUCUACCGAUACCGAAGCCACCCAACAGGACAUCUUAGGCACCCCUUUAUCCCCGAAACACGAUAAACAUGAAUUGACUUUUCUGCCCAAGUACCAUAAAACCAUCAUAAAGAAUCCACGAUCUGGUACUCCCGCUUAUGAACAUCCCUUUAAUUUCCCAAAUGAUGUCACUAAAGUCACUGUUCCACUUGAGGACGGCGCUAAGAAAGCGAAUGAAGUCGUACCAGAGUUCAAGGAGAUGAAAAAGGUUGUUUUAUGGGAGGAACCCAGAUUGGACAUUCCGGAUUGUAGCAAAAAAAGUUUGGAGAUUGUGGAUUUGACUGAAGGAAAACCAUGGUUAGAAGAAGAGCCUAAAGGUAAAGAGCCUUUGAGCCGUGGCGAAUGCAGAAGAAGUGGUCCGCAAGAAACAGAAACCUACGCCCUAAACUCGACUUCCACUAAAGACAAAAAUCCCAAACUAACUCAAAAUAUAAAUGAAAUACUAAAAGAAACUAUUAUGCACGAACAAGAAGGGACACCAAAUAGAAAGCAAAACAUGCAAGAGGCUCUCGAUCAAUCAGCUGCUGUAGGAGUGAAAUUAACAAGAGUAAAAGGGUCAGGUUACACAUCCCAAAUGCUUAGAAGCAUACGCCAUAAGAAGAAUAAAUAACCACGUAAUAAGAACAUUAUUUUGAACAUCAAUGGUACAUUCAGAAAAAGAGAAAAUAUACAUUCUGUAAGUUUGCGUAAACAUGAUUGGCUGUGUAAAUAAUCUUAAUACAUUGAUUGGGUAAUAAAACAGUAUGAAUUUU
Messenger RNA from Anthonomus grandis grandis, 4432 nucleotides. RefSeq lists its product as uncharacterized. The coding region runs from base 88 to 4290 and encodes 1400 amino acids. The transcript has 7 exons. The record is from RefSeq and is a predicted model, not a curated record. Lineage: Eukaryota; Metazoa; Arthropoda; Insecta; Coleoptera; Curculionidae.